CACACAUGCAUAUACACACUGUUAAUUGAUAACCAGGGUUUAUGGCGACGGGGAGCUUCUAGUUUCACCAGCAUGCUUCAGAGGACACAUGAGAUAAUAAUGUCUGCUCCUGAUGACAGUGAGCCAGUCGACAGCAUGUACGAGACAGCGCCCGGCCUCCAGGGGGCGCCGUCAGGGGGAGGCGGCGGCGACAGCGGCGAGGAGGAGAACGAAGACGGCAUCGUGUCCCCCGUUCCCAUCGAGGGGCACCCCGCCAUGUCCCCCCAGCACCCCAACAACCACCUGCACCCCCACCUGCACCCCCAUCCCCUACUUCACCACCGCCACCACAGCAACAACAGCAACAGCAAUGACGAGGACUUCACGCCCAAGGAGGGCUCACCCUACGAGGUGCCCGUCUACAUUCCCGAUGACAUUCCCAUCCCCAGUGACCUGGAGCUGCGGGAGUCCUCGGUCCCCGGAGCCGGUCUGGGGAUAUGGGUCAAGAGCCGCAUCACGACGGGCGAAACGUUCGGGCCACACAGCGGACUUCAGAGCACCACGGACAAAGACGGCUCCUUUGGAUGGGCGCAGAUGCUGAGUGACCAUGAGGCAACCUCCCCUGAUAGCUGCAUCAAAAAGGUGGUGGAUGACAUGGGCAAUGUCAAGUUUUGUGUGGACCCAGGCUCAGAGGCAGCCAGUGGCAGCUGGCUCAAGUACGUCCGCACUGCCCCCUCCUUUGACGAGCAGAACCUGGCUGUCUGUCACCUCAGUGGAGACCAGAUUUAUUAUAAAGCUAUUAGGGAUAUUGAAGUCGGGGAGGAGCUUCUGGUUUAUAUGAAGGACGGAAUUUUCCCCGAGGGAUCGAUGGCACCGAAUCUAGAAGACGAGCAGAUGUACCGCUGCGAGGACUGUGACGAGUUGUUCACCUCGGCCCUGGAGCUGCGACGGCACCAGAAGUACUCGUGCUCCAGCGCCGGCUCCAUCUUCGACACACUCAGUGAAGACUUCAAGCAGGAGCGUGAGGACAGCGAUGAGGCAAUCCACGAGUGCAAAGACUGCGAGAAGAUCUUCCCCAAUGAGUACAGUCUGGGCCAGCACAUGAUCGUACACACAGAGGAGAGAGAGUACAAGUGUGACCAGUGUCCCAAGGCCUUCAACUGGAAGUCCAACCUCAUUCGCCACCAGAUGUCCCACGACAGCGGCAAGCGCUUUGAGUGUGAAAACUGUGAUAAGGUGUUCACUGACCCUAGCAACCUGCAGCGCCACAUCCGCUCCCAACACGUAGGGGCGCGUGCCCACACCUGCCCUGAGUGUGGCAAGACGUUCGCCACCUCCUCAGGCCUCAAGCAGCACAAGCACAUCCACAGCAGUGUCAAACCCUUCAUCUGCGAGGUGUGCCACAAGUCCUACACACAGUUCUCCAACCUCUGCCGUCACAAGCGCAUGCAUGCCGACUGUCGCACACAGAUCAAGUGCAAGGACUGCGGCCAGAUGUUCAGCACUACCUCCUCCCUCAACAAGCACCGGCGGUUCUGUGAGGGCAAGAACCAUUAUGGUGCUCCGGGGGGCAUGUUUACUACGGGCAUACCCAUGAGUUCCAGCCCCAUCAUGGCCAAGUCCAAGUCCCACCAUCCCCAUCUCCCGGGCCUCAACCACUCGGGCCUGGGCUUCGCCGACUACUUCCCCUCUCGACCUCACCCUCAUGCUGGGCUACACUUCUCCACUGGCCAUCCUGGCUUCCCCUCCCUCUCACACGGCUUCCCAGGCAUCUUCCCUCCAUCACUGUACCCCCGGCCUCCAUUACUGCCCCCCAGCCCACUCCUGAAGAGCCCCCUUGGAGGCAGCCAGGACGGCAAGCUGCCCAGAAGCCCCUUAGACAUCCCUCCACUGUCCCUGGUCAACUCCUUGAACAGUAGCAAUGGAGGAAGUGUCCUCGGUGGUGGUCAGGGAGAGAGCAAGGAGGCCAAGCUGGACCUGUCCUCCUAUGGGGAGGCGAAAGCCAAGAACAAGAUGGCGGACCUCUCAGACGGCAGCGAUCUAGAAGACGUAAACACCACGAGUGGCACGGACCUGGACACCACCACUGGCACCGCGUCAGGCUCCGACCUGGACAGUGACGGUGAGAGCGAGCGUGAGCGAAGCGGCAAGAGGAGGAAGUCUUCGGGCACGACGGCAGGACAAGAGGCUAGCCGUACAGACGACAUGAGCAGUGGUUCCAUCUCAGCCGUGUCCAGCUCAGGCAACCUGGCCUGCGACCGCCCCUUCCUGUCCUCCGCCUCUUCCCAGCAUUCCUUCUUCCCACCACCAGACGAGCAAGCGCUACCUCCCACCGGCGCAAACGCAGCCACCACCGACUCCAUCAAGGCCAUCGCCUCCAUCGCUGAGAAGUACUUUGGUCCAGGCCUAAUGGGCCUGCAAGAGAAGAAGAUGGGUCCUCUGCCCUACCAUUCCAUGUUCCCCUUCCAGUUCCUGCCCAACUUCCCCCACUCCCUCUACCCCUUCACUACAGACCGGGGAACUCUCAACCCUAGCAUGUUUUUCAAGUCCGAGCCCAAGUCGCCCCGCGAGCAGCUGCACAAGAUAGUCAGUGGGGGGCCAGGUGCCACCCCUACAGGGGAGUCACCCUUCGACCUCACCACAAAGUCCAAGGAGGCCAAGACCACCCCUCCCACCCCUACCAAGCCCGCUCCUCCGAGCAGCGGCAGUGGGCCCAACCCACCUACGGGUGGGGAGGAGCAGCCACUGGACCUCAGCAUCAGCAACCGUAGUCGGUCCAGCCACAACGGAGUCUCCUCAGAGCAGCAUAACCGCAAGAACAAUGCCUAUACAGGCAAGGGGGGUCCUAACAAGGCCCUGGCCCAGCCGCCCCAGCAGCCCCCCCUGCACUACGCCAAGCCCUCACCCUUCUUCAUGGACCCCAUAUACAGCAGGGUGGAGAAGAGGAAGCUACUAGACCCAGUAGGAGCUCUGAAAGAGAAAUACCUGAGGCCGUCCCCUCUACUCUUCCACCCACAGAUGUCAGCCAUGGAGAACAUGACCGAGAAGCUAGAAAGCUAUGGAGCCCUAAAACUGGACGCCCCGCCCAACUCACUGCAGCACUCAGCCCACCCGCUCUUUAACUUCCGCUCGCCGCCCCCAUCCCUCUCCGACGCCAUCCUCCGCAAGGGCAAGGAGCGCUACACCUGCAGGUACUGUGGGAAGAUCUUCCCCAGGUCAGCUAACCUCACCAGGCACUUACGAACACACACAGGGGAGCAACCCUACAGGUGUAAGUACUGUGACCGCUCCUUCAGCAUCUCCUCCAACCUCCAGCGACACGUGCGCAACAUCCACAACAAGGAGAAGCCCUUCAAGUGUCACCUGUGCAACCGUUGCUUUGGCCAGCAGACCAACCUUGACCGCCAUCUCAAGAAGCACGAGCACGAGAACAUUCCUGUGAGUCAACACUCCGGGAUCCUCUCCAAUCUGGGAACCAACAUCUCCUCCCCCAACUCCGAGCCAGACAAUCAUGCACUUUUAGAUGAGAAGGAGGAUUCCUACUUCUCGGAAAUCCGGAACUUCAUUUCCAACAGCGAGCUAAACCAGGCGUCCAGCUCCACAGACAAAAGGUCAGACCCUCAGGAAGAGGAGCGUCCUCAGAGCCACAGCCUAUCCAACUCCAAGCUGGGGGUCCGGGGGCUGGAGGACGAAGAGGAGGAGGCAGAGGGUGAUGAUGAGGAAGAGGAGGAAGGCAGCCUGACGGAGAAGUCUCAAGAUGAGGGGCCAGAGUCCCCCUCCCCGGUCGCCAUGACGACAGGGGCGUAUGAGGAGGAGGAUGAGGAGGAGCAGGAGGCCGCUCCACUGGCCAUGAGCUACGAACACACCCGCAGGUGUAUAGAGGAGGAGGGCUCCCUGUUGGACCUGGAGGGCCUCCCCAGCUUCCCCAAGGGCCUGGAGGCGCUACGUAAGGCCAGCGAGGAGCCCCCUUUUGACGUUAAAGACAUAUUUAACACCUCGCUAGAGUCGGAGGCUUUGAAAGAAACGCUGUACAGGCAGGCUAAAACCCAGGCUUAUGCAAUGAUGCUGUCUCUGUCAGAGAACAACCCUUUGCACGCAUCCUCCCAGAACUCUCUGGACGCAUGGCUGGGCAUGGGGAGCGGUCCGUCAGAGACGAGCAGCUUUCACCCACUCAACCACAUCUAGGAGAGAGAGAUGGAGGAAAGGAGGCAAGGAGGCGAGGAGCAGGGGACAGUAGUAACACAAUGAAGAGAACCAGAGACUGAGAAAAAAAGACAAAGAGGCUGGAAGAUGGAAGAGAAUUCAACAUUACACACUUUUAUGCCCGAGAAGACAGGACUUGUGCAGGGGAGCGUGUGUUUGUGUGUAUGCGUGUGUGUGUUUGUUUGUGAGAUUAUGUCUGUGUGUGUGUGACGGGCCUCACAGAUUGACAGACUCUCGUAGAGAGCUAGCACUGCCCAGCCCCAGUAGAUGUGAAGGACAUGAACACACACAUCUCAACCAGCUGUGCUGUUCUCCAACUCCAAUCUACAAAACCCACUCAGUCACUAUGGAGCCCUAUGGAAGACAUUCACAUGGACGGUCAAGUAUGAGUGUUUCACCCAGAGACUACUUUCACUACCAUGUCUAAAUCCACACAGUCUACCACAACAACACCCAGUUAGAAAAUAUUUGGAAUGUGUUUACUGCAUGUCCAUGGGGUAGUGUUCUUUCAACAGGUGGAAGGAGCAACAAUAGCCACAUAGUGGGCGUGUACUAGUGAGUCGCAUAAACCCCUUGUUAUGUCUCAUUUCUUCAUGCUCUUCAUUCCUGUUUCAACUAUAACUACACAAUAAAUUAUGUCACAAUACAAUACAUUCUGGGUUUUGUUACGUAGUACCAGACGAUGUAUAUGGCUGAUUUUAAAUGAUAAUGUUAUAAUGAUACCCAUUUACACAAUGUUUGUUGCAGAGGACAAAUUCUCAGUUUUAAAAAGUUGUCCAGUUUGAUUGAGUUAUCGGAUGACAAAUUAGGUUGGAAUGACAUUUCUUACUCGGUUGUUCAUGCUAUUUGUUAAUUUUAUUUUCCAUUUCAUGUUUUUUUUUUCCUUUUUUUUCUUUGUUAAAACAGUAUUGUUUCUUUUAGGCACUUCUGUGCUAAAAUGUUAAUAUAAUUAUUUUUAGUGAAGGACCAAAUUGUAUGAUAUUGUUGUAUGAUGUACAAAAUAACCUAGACGUUCAUAGCAAGAGUGGUAUGUGCCAAAUAACCCAUAGAAAAUGUUUUGUUUUCUGACAAUCAUUUCUUUUUCAAGGGGUUUGCAUUGCUGUCAUAGUCGUUUUGUUGUUAUUACCCUCUUAUGUAUUUGAUUUCAAGAGUGUGUGUAUUCAUUUAUUUAUUUUGGUUUUGUCCUAAUUGGAGAAGAGUGACAAAUGAAAGAAAAAAAAAGUCAUUUUAUCCCUCUUGUUGCUGAAGGAAUGAACAUCAAACAAGACAUGAUUGAGAUUCUGAAUCUUUGGUUUUGGCUGUGUUUGUGUAUAGAGCAGUGUGCCAAAAUGGAAACAACCCACAAAAUCACCUGUUUAAUUUAUAGUGACAGUAUAGUUCAAGGUAGUUUAAAUCAUGUUUUGAAAUGUUGUGUCUUUUGUAAGGUUUGGUUUGUCUUGCUUCAGUUUAACCAUUUCAAGCAGUAUGCUUAGUGUUUUGUGUUCAAAAUGGUUGAAGUCUUACAGCUGCAAUUUUAGGCAGCCUUCCCAAUUGUCAGGUGACUUGGCCGCCGGAGCAUUGUAUUUUUUUUUAAAUUACUAAUCAAAAGUUUUGUAGGCAAAUCUAUGUCUUACAACUAAGAUAGAGAUCUCACUAAAUUACUUUAACAUCAAAAUCCCUUUUGCAUCAAAUCCUACUGCAGAAGUUAUUCUACUUUUAAAUGCAAAUAUUCUUUAUCAAUUCAAAUGCCUAGUGGUAUAUAGUGUUGACUCAAGACAUUUUAUCUUAACUCAGAAGCAAUGGACAAUUCGUCAUUUUUUUCAUUGUUAGAAUGUUUAUCUGGGAUUUGGCCUUAACUAUGGUUGAUUCAGAUCAGAGAGUGGUUUUAGUAUCUGUCAGGGGGUUUAAGACCCAAUACUUGAACUGUGAAAGCAGCAACUCAAUAGUCCAGUACACCCAGCAUCUUUGAUAAAUACACACAAUGUAUAGGUCUUACAGAACCCAAGCAUUAUGACACUCAUUAAGACAACUAAGAUCAAAUCAACCUUUGGCUACAUUGCCUGGGUGAGUGUCUAUGCUCCUGAAAGACCCAAAACAUGUCUGAUAAUGUGUCCAAGAGCAUUGAGAAGUGUAUUUAUUAAAUCUAUCUUCUUCAAUUUCAGAUUUUUGAUGAUUACCUAUCACCUUGUCACCCCAUCUUUUUGGGACCAUUUCCCAAAAUGGAUCCUAAUGUAGAGAUGGCACUUAUAAUAUGAAUAUUCAUGUGAUAGUAACCUGCCAUGUGUUCUGUAGCCUUGGCUUAGGUGUAUUACUACUUUCAGGACAAGACAUUAUAAUGUAUGUUCAGGCCAGCACUUAAACACAUGGGUCCAAAUAUCAAACUCUGUAUGGUCUCUGAAGCAAGGUGGGAAUUUUCAAGACUGCUUUUAGGUGGAAUGGUCAACUUACAGUCAAAAUGACUUUUGAAAAAAAAAAAAAAAACAUUAACUGAAGCACUGUAAUUUUCAUUUUUGACAGCA
Messenger RNA from Osmerus eperlanus (European smelt), 6680 nucleotides. RefSeq names its product PR domain containing 16 (gene prdm16). Gene Ontology annotation, molecular function: protein binding; histone H3K9 methyltransferase activity. The record is from RefSeq and is a predicted model, not a curated record. NCBI's taxonomy places the organism in Eukaryota, Metazoa, Chordata, Actinopteri, Osmeriformes, Osmeridae. The transcript is spliced from 18 exons. The coding region runs from base 73 to 4164 and encodes 1363 amino acids.